Molecule: messenger RNA, 870 nt
Organism: Durotheca rogersii
Lineage: Eukaryota; Fungi; Ascomycota; Sordariomycetes; Xylariales; Xylariaceae
Product: tRNA guanylyltransferase
Exons: 8
Coding region: 1-870 (289 amino acids)
Biological process (GO): tRNA modification
Molecular function (GO): magnesium ion binding; tRNA guanylyltransferase activity
Source: RefSeq, a predicted model, not a curated record
AUGGCCAACUCAAGGUUUGAAUAUGUCAAGCAAUUCGAGCAGCCGGACAAUCUGCUGCCCAAUACCUGGGUCAUAGUCAGAAUAGACGGCAGGGGUUUCACCAAAUUGUGCGCCAAGUAUAAUUUUGAGAAACCCAAUGACCGUAGAGCUCUCGACCUCAUGAACGCCGCGGCCAAGGCGGUUAUGACGGAGCUGCCCGACAUCACCAUCGCCUAUGGAGUCAGUGAUGAGUAUAGUUUUGUUUUUCACAAGACUUGUGCCCUCUUUGAGAGAAGGUCAAGCAAGAUAGUGUCGACGAUAGUGUCGACGUUUACGGCCUACUACGUCCACCUGUGGCCGACCUACUUCCCGGACACGCCGCUGUCGCCGCCGCUCCCCAGCUUUGACGGACGGGUAGUUUGCUACCCCAGCGUGCAGAACUUGCGCGACUAUUUGAGUUGGCGCCAGGUAGACUGCCACAUCAACAAUCUUUACAACACCACCUUCUGGUCGCUUGUUAAGCUAGGUGGUAUAGGCGCAAGCGAGGCGGAGAAGUUUCUAUCCGGGACUCUCGCGGCGGACAAAAACGAAAUCUUAUACUCCAAGUUCAAGAUUAACUACAACAACGAGCCGGAAAUCUUCAGGAAAGGGAGCGUGGUGUGCCGAGACUACGAGCUCGUCGAGCCGGGAAGUCACGAGGUCAUAGCUAAGGCGGCCGACGAGCUGGCGGAGCCGGUGGAACAAUCCAAGACGCAGGACCAGAAUGACAAGAAGCGGCGCGCGAAGGCGAGAAUCCUGGUCGACCAUGUCGAUAUUAUCAAGGACGACUUUUGGGAGCGGCGGCCGUGGCUGCUAUCCAACAAACCGGGCCAGAUCCCAAAGGAGACAUAG